GCGUUCCACAUUAUAAUACUUUGUUAUGACAUUGUGCGGUUAAAAUAAAAUAAUUUAAUUUUUCAUUACAAAGACUUGAUCAACAAAGAUUCACUAUUAAAAUGGUUGUUGACACCCAACAAAAAGACGGUGUAUUGCCGAAUCGAAUGGGUGGUGGUCCCCACGGACUGGGCGAUCCGGACGACAAACAACUCCGUAAAGUUGAAAAGGAAAUUCUCGUGCCGAAAAUAAUGCGAGAACGAGCCAAGGAAACACACUGCGCGGAGGUGGUGAAGGCAUUUGAAACUUGUUGCAAGGCGAACAAUGUAUUGAUGGUUGUAAACUGUCGGGCCGAAAACGAUGCAUUGAAAACAUGUUUGGGACGUUGGUACAAAGAUGCAAGUUUUAUUAAUGAGUGCACCGAUAUCUACUUGAAGGAACGCACUGAAUACAGGACCAGUGGAUUGACGAAGAAACAGAGAGCAAAGAUAGCGGCGGAAAGUAAUGGUCAAUGAGGACGUUCGGUUAUAGGACUCGUUCAGUCAAUUUAGUUUCGUUUUUGUGAUUUGCAUUUUGAAUUAUAUCUUAGCUUAUUGUUACUGAA
Messenger RNA from Bradysia coprophila, 583 nucleotides. Its product is annotated as COX assembly mitochondrial protein homolog. NCBI's taxonomy places the organism in Eukaryota, Metazoa, Arthropoda, Insecta, Diptera, Sciaridae. The record is from RefSeq and is a predicted model, not a curated record. Gene Ontology annotation, cellular component: mitochondrion.